Didymodactylos carnosus is the source of this 330-nucleotide messenger RNA. The record is from the annotation of a GenBank genome assembly. NCBI's taxonomy places the organism in Eukaryota, Metazoa, Rotifera, Eurotatoria, Philodinida, Philodinidae.
AUGCAAGUCUUGUUCACGUAUAUUAUGCUUGUAUUAAUAAUAGUUUUAAAUAUCAAAAUUGUAAUGGCUAAUAAAGAUCGAGAAGCAUUCACAGAUUUAUUACAAAAAAGAAAACAUUUAAAUGGAUAUUGGGUUGGUAAACGAGCAAAUAUGGAUGAAGAUAUAUACGAUACUGAUGCUGAAACUGUGCAUCCUGUUGAACUACUUGAUAGUGAUCAUUUCGCAGCUAAACGCUCAUCUUACUUAAUUGGAAAACGUGGAACUUAUUUAGUAGGACGAGACACAGAUAAACCUGCUUCUUAUCGAUCAAAUGGCCAUGUUGGAAUCUGA